AUGGCAUGCACGCUAUCACAUACCGCACCUCGACCAAACUCGCUCAUGGGCUUGCCACGCGAGCUUCGUGACAUGGUCUAUACCAACGUCUUUUCCUCUGCACAUUCAAAAAGCGGAUCUACCACUCGACUGCUUGAAUUAGACUGCGGUCAUGAGCUUCCAACCACUGUCAAACUCAACACCAUCUGCUUCGACUGGCUCGAUCUUAUGCGAACGAAUGGUAUUGUUGCAGAUGAGAUGCGAGAUCUUUAUCACAUGCAAUCCUGCUAUACUUCCGCCGCCGAUCGAACUUGGUCUAUGCUACUCAACCUCAACAACGACGAGUAUACACUUGAAUGGACAUCACUACCAUGCCCAUCAUCCUGUGUACAACACCUCUCCAUUGAUUUAAUGAUCGACCUCACGCUUUCAAAGUUCGGCCACUGGGACAAUGACAUGAAAAACAAACUCGGCAACACGUUCACAACACUCCUUGAGCUGUUGACUCGAAUCGCUAAACACGGCCCUAACAUUACCGUCUCCGAGACAUUACGUCGCCCUGUCGUUUUUGAGACUCUGAGCCUUAACAUCUCGUUCGCUGAUGAAGAGAAGUCAUAUCUAAUAUCCUCUGGUCCCGAAAGUAUUUAUAUACUUGGUUAUGGCAAGCGUCGUAUCUACAAUCAUCUGAUUGAGGAUAUGGUCACUGCAUUUGGAAGACAUGUAAUGCAAGAUAAAGUCAGAAGGAUUAGAGUACAGGGACCGAAGAGCUUAGGGUUACCGAUGACGGACAUUACGACAGCAUAG
Molecule: messenger RNA, 783 nt
Organism: Aureobasidium namibiae CBS 147.97
Lineage: Eukaryota; Fungi; Ascomycota; Dothideomycetes; Dothideales; Saccotheciaceae
Exons: 1
Coding region: 1-783 (260 amino acids)
Source: RefSeq, a predicted model, not a curated record